This is a messenger RNA of Cajanus cajan (pigeon pea), 2779 nucleotides long. RefSeq names its product protein TRANSPORT INHIBITOR RESPONSE 1. Gene Ontology annotation, molecular function: protein binding. Gene Ontology annotation, biological process: SCF-dependent proteasomal ubiquitin-dependent protein catabolic process. The record is from RefSeq and is a predicted model, not a curated record. NCBI's taxonomy places the organism in Eukaryota, Viridiplantae, Streptophyta, Magnoliopsida, Fabales, Fabaceae. Gene Ontology annotation, cellular component: SCF ubiquitin ligase complex.
CAUCAUAACUUAAAAGUGAUUUGAGAGUGUUGGUUCAGGAAAAAGAUGCCAAUUUUCAGUGACCCUAAUAAUCUUUUAUCUUCUCUGUCCUCACUUUUCUUUCUCUCAUAUAUAUCUAUAUAAAUAUAUAGCUUCUGGAUCUUCUUCCACCUCUUAACGGAUCUCAGAUUCCAACAUCUAUUUUUGGCUCCUCAAGUUUUUAUUUCUGCUCCGAAACCUCUUAAUUUCUGAGUUUGUACUGUGUUGAAAGAAAAAAACAUGAGUGAAAGCAUGUACCUUUAUAGUCAAAGAGUGAAGGGAAAGUAGCAGCAGGUUUUCAGCCUUGAAAAAGUUCACAAAUUGCUUUAUUUUCUUUAACCGCUUUACAUUUGUUUUUGGGGAAUAGUUUUUUGUCAUUCCCAAUUUGCUUUUCUCAGCAAACUUUUUCCUUGUACCUGUACCCUAAUUUCACUUUGUUUGCGACUUCCUUUUUUGGUCACUUUGCCAUAAUUUAACAAGGUGGUUGCUCUCAAAUCUCAUCCUUGAUCCAUAAGGGGUGCUUGAAAGUUUGUCUUUUUUUUUUUUGUUUUGUUUUUAAUUCAACAUGGAGUGUAAGAGAAAGAAUGAAAAAUCAAAAUCAAACUCCACUUUUCCUGAUGAAGUGUUGGAGCUGGUUCUUGGGAUGUUAAAGUCUCGGAAAGACAAAAGCACGGUUUCUUUGGUUUGCAAGGAAUGGUACAACGCUGAGAGAUGGUCAAGGAGGAGUGUGUUCAUAGGUAACUGCUAUUCCGUGUCUCCUGAGAUCUUAACUCGCAGGUUUCCAAACAUUAGAAGUGUUACGCUGAAAGGGAAGCCUCGUUUCGCUGACUUCAACUUGGUUCCUGCCAAUUGGGGUGCUGAUAUUCAUUCAUGGCUGGUGGUGUUUGCUGUGAAGUACCCUUGGCUUGAGGAGUUGAGGCUUAAGAGGAUGACUGUUACUGAUGAGAGCUUGGAGUUUCUGGCUCUCAAAUUCCCCAAUUUCAAAGCUCUUUCUCUUCUCAGUUGUGAUGGAUUCAGCACUGAUGGGCUGGCUAAAAUUGCUGCUAAUUGCAAGAAUUUAACUGAACUUGACAUACAAGAGAAUGGUAUCGAGGAUAAGAGUGGCAAUUGGUUGAGUUGUUUCCCAGAAAGCUUCACAUCAUUGGAAGUAUUGAACUUUGCCAAUCUGCACUACGAAGUAAAUUUUGAUGCACUUGAGAAACUUGUCAGUAGGUGCAAAUCAUUAAAGACUUUGAAGGUAAAUAAAAGUGUAACACUGAAACAGUUACAAAGGCUUCUUGUUCAUGCUCCUCAGUUAGGUGAGCUUGGUACUGGCUCAUUUUCACAAGAGCUGACACCACAGCAGUGCUCAGAGCUUGGAAGUGCAUUCAAAAAUUGUAGAAAUCUUCACACCCUUUCAGGGUUAUGGGUAGCUACAGCACAAUAUCUCCCAGUUCUGUACUCUGCUUGCACAAAUCUCACUUUCUUGAAUUUUAGUUAUGCUCCUCUCGACAGUGAUGAUCUUGCUAAGCUUCUUGUUCACUGUCCUAAGCUUCAGCGCCUAUGGGUUGUGGAUUCAGUGGAAGACAAGGGGCUAGAAGCUGUUGGAUCACACUGUCCAUUGCUUGAGGAACUGCGUGUUUUUCCUGCAGACCCCUUUGAUGAGGGCAUUGUUCAUGGGGUUACUGAAUCAGGGUUUAUUGCAGUUUCUCAAGGAUGCCCGAGACUUCACUAUGUUCUCUACUUUUGUCGUCAAAUGACCAAUGCUGCUGUUGCUACUGUUGUGCAAAACUGUCCUGACUUUACUCAUUUCCGGCUGUGCAUCAUGCAUCCGGGUCAGCCAGAUUACUUGACACAGGACCCUAUGGAUGAGGCCUUUGGAGCUGUUGUUAAGACUUGCACUAAACUCCAGAGGCUUGCAGUAUCAGGUUAUCUGACUGACCUAACUUUUGAGUACAUAGGCAAAUAUGCAAAAAAUUUGGAAACUCUAUCCGUGGCUUUUGCUGGAAAAAGUGAUUGGGGCAUGCGGUGUGUGCUGGACGGCUGUCCAAAGCUGAGGAAACUUGAGGUAAGGGACUGUCCGUUUGGCAAUGUAGCUCUUCUGUCAGGUUCCAGGAAGUAUGAGUCGAUGAGGUCACUGUGGAUGUCAGACUGCAAAGUGACGAUGAAUGGUGUAAGACUGUUGGCCAAAGAAAUGCCUAGGUUGAAUGUGGAAGUCAUAAAGGAAGAAAGAUAUGAGACUCAUCAGGCUCGAAAAGUUUAUGUUUAUCGUUCUGUUGCUGGUCCAAGAAGGGAUGCCCCUCCUUUUGUUCUCACUCUCUGAAAUGCUAUCACUACUCCUACUUUGAAGCUCAAAAUGUCCUAGCCUUUGAUUUUCUCCACAGAUGGAAAAACUACUGAUAUUCAAGACUCAAUAAUAUGGAAGGUGGGAGGAAGAAAGGGGAUCUGCAUGAUUCAAACUUCAAUAAUGUUCUCUUGGUACAUCAUAAAAGCCAGCUUUUUUUGACAUCCUAUAAUUGUAAUACUUGCCUUGUUGAUACUAGCUGGACCCACCUAAAGAAAUAAUGUUACUGUCCAUGAAGUCACAGCUAAUGUGAGCAAAAUUAAUGGAUUCCUGAGAAAUCAUUGUGAACAAAAUUAAUGCAUGAAAAAUAUCUAUUCAGGAAGAUACAGGAUCAUGGUACCAAGUCGUCUGUAUUUAUAUGUGGCCUUUUGCGGCUUACUGAAGACAUUUUUGUUUGAUUCAAAUAUCUAUUCAGAAAAAUACAUUUCCUUCUGAAAA